Molecule: messenger RNA, 543 nt
Organism: Pararge aegeria (speckled wood butterfly)
Lineage: Eukaryota; Metazoa; Arthropoda; Insecta; Lepidoptera; Nymphalidae
Exons: 4
Coding region: 1-543 (180 amino acids)
Source: RefSeq, a predicted model, not a curated record
AUGGUAUCACCCAAAUUACCUCUGACGUCAAUAAGAUCGAAUUUAUCCUCCGAGAAAACAAAAAGUCAUAGACAAACAAAUAUAAUGUCAGCAUCUGAAGAAAAGUAUAAACCUAGUCUUAUACCCAGACGUAGAACUGCAAAAGGGUUUCACUGUAAAGAACCAGUUUCUAUUCAAUCCAUAAAUAAAAAUAUAUCAAGCAGGCAACAAUCUCUUAUUAAACAAACAAAUAGUCAAAGAGUACAACUUUUGAAUAUUAACCCAGACUGGUACUUAGAAUCUGAUAGGAAUUCAGAUAUACCACAGGAAUCUAAUGUAUCGAAUGCAACUAUAAAUACAGAUUUACAAAGCGAUGGCACUUCCAAACCGAACGAAAAUGAACCAAGUAAUGGACUAGAUAAUACAACGAAUAUGAAAACGUUCCAUAUAACGGAUCCAUUAAAAGUAUUUAAAUUUAAAAAUGAUAAUAUUAGCAAUUGGAUAUCUUCAGAAUUAGAUAAUUCAACUAAAGAUGAUGAAUCUGGUAUACAAUUUCAUAAUUGA